This is a messenger RNA of Prunus avium (sweet cherry), 635 nucleotides long. Lineage: Eukaryota; Viridiplantae; Streptophyta; Magnoliopsida; Rosales; Rosaceae. The record is from RefSeq and is a predicted model, not a curated record.
AAAUGGUAGUGUAAUUGCCAUUCUCAGAUCUCUUGCUUGUACACACCUUUUUUCAGCUAAUCUCGCCAUAAACCGACCUUCUUCCUUCUCCUUCAAUGGCCGCCCAAACUGCCUCUUAUAAUUUUUCUUCUUCUCGGACCCUUAAACGGAAACACGAUGUCUACCUCAGUUUCAGAGGUGUAGACACUUGCACGAAUUUUGUCGACCAUUUACGUACUGCUUUGGAUCAGAAAGAUAUUUGCGCAUUUAGGGAGGAAGACUUUAACCAGGGACAAAGCAUCUCGGUAGAAAGCUUGGAAGCAAUUGAAGGAUCAAAAUGUGUAGUUGUCAUUUUUUCAAGAAAUUACGGCCAUUCGACAUGGUGCUUAGACGAGCUUACGAAGAUUGUAGAAUGUAAAGAGAAGGGACAGAUGAUACUCCCAGUCUUUUAUGAUGUUGAUCCAUCGGACGUACGCAAACAAACAGCAAGUUUCCAGGAGGCUUUCGAUGUGCAUGAACGACGCUUUGGAGACGUUCCAGACAAGGUGCCAAGGUGGAGAGCUGCACUUACUGAAGUAGCUAAUGUCGCCGGAUGGGAUUUGCGAGAUGGAAAAAACUGUGGGUCAAAUCUCAGACUUUAUUUUCUUAAUAUCUAG